Triticum dicoccoides is the source of this 1131-nucleotide messenger RNA. RefSeq lists its product as uncharacterized. NCBI's taxonomy places the organism in Eukaryota, Viridiplantae, Streptophyta, Magnoliopsida, Poales, Poaceae. Bases 427 to 843 code for a protein of 138 amino acids. The transcript has 3 exons. The record is from RefSeq and is a predicted model, not a curated record.
UGCAGUGCUCCUACCCCGCUGAAAAGGUCCGGCCUUCCAUACUGCCCCCUCUCUCCCCCUCUCUCUCUUGCUCGCUCGCUCGCUCUUUCUCAAACCUCGCCGGUCCCGAACCCGAAGCCCCAUUCCUCACUUCAACGCCGCGCACCGGAGCGCGCGCCCGGCUUGCCACUCUGACCGGCGUGGCUGGCGCUCCGUUGCUCCCCCGGCUCUCGCUAUAAAUAUAGUGCACGCGUGUCCAGCUAACCAGCCAGCCAGCCAUUGGAGGAGGUUCCAUUUCCUCUCUGUUUUGCUCUAAACUUCGAUCCACCCCGACCGACCGACCGACCGACCCCAGCGUCGUUGCCUCUCUUCCUCUUCUUCUUCAUCUUCUUCUUCUUCUUCUUCUUCUCUAGCUCGUUCUGUCUCCCCUGCCCCGUGCUGAGCCAGAUGGAGAAGGCGAGGAGGCCUCAGGUGCCGGCGUUCGGGGAGUGGAACUACUACUACCACUACGACGAGCCGGAGGCGGCGUGGUACGCCAUGCCGGAGCCGCAGGCCUGCAGCGACGUGUGGUUCAAGUACUCGCCGCCCCCGCGCAAGCCCGCGCCCACGCCCAAGAAGCAGCAGGCGAGGAGGAGGCGGCCGGCGGGCUGCGACGGCGUGUCCGGGGCGCGUCAGAGCGCGAGGCCGUCCUUGGACGCUGCUGCAACGGCCAAGGGCGUCGCCUCCAGGCGGGUGGUGCGGCCGGUCGACGCGGACCUGUACCAGGUGCCGCCGCCGGAGUUCACCCCCAACCGGCGGCCAGUUAAGGUUGCGCAGCAGAGGAGGAGCCUGUGGAUGAUGGGCUGCCUGGGCUGCGUCGCCUGAAGCCCUCAACCUCUCCCGUGCUGACCAGACACGGUCACUGGAUGCUGCGUGUUCAUACCGUAGCAGUAGUAUUUACAUUUUUCACUUUCACUUUCUCUUGUUGGUAGUAGUUUUUACUACGUUUUCGAGUUGGAGUUUUUAUCUUUUUUGUGCGAUGUGGGUAAACUAGGCAUUAACAUUUCGACCUUCUACCCCGUUUGUGUAAUACGGUGAGGUUUCGUUGUGAAUGCAACGUCUCUGCGGUAGCACGUUGGUACCACUACCACUCUUCAUUAGCCUGAAAAAGCA